Molecule: messenger RNA, 681 nt
Organism: Suillus subalutaceus
Lineage: Eukaryota; Fungi; Basidiomycota; Agaricomycetes; Boletales; Suillaceae
Exons: 1
Source: RefSeq, a predicted model, not a curated record
AUCGCAAAGGACGGCUCAAGCUUUCACUGCACAGAGUCAUGGGUCAAGAAGUUCCUGUUUGAACAUCUUCACUGGUCAUUUUGUCGUGCAACUUGCGCUGCACAAAAACUCCCUGAAAACACUGAUGAAUGCUGUCUCAAACAGUUCUUGCAGCUCGCACUCACUAUUCGUGACUGUGCAAUCUUUCAUCCCAGCUUCUAUGUCAACAACAAUCAAACAAACAUUAUCUACCAGCCCGCCAACACCUCAACAUACGAAGUGAAGGGCUCAAAGCAGGUCGCUGUACUUGGACAAGACAAGAAGCGAGCAUUUACUACUCUCGUUGGAAUCUCUGCAGCCGGUGAUGCUCUGCCUUUCCCGAUCAUAUAUUGUGGGAAAACAAAGUGCUCACUCCCAGCAACAACGUCUGCACAGCACAAGGAGGCUCGGCAACUCAGAUUCGAAUUUUGUUACUCCAACACCGACACAUAUUGGUCCAAUUUUGACUUGAUGUGUAGCUAUGUUUCGGACAUCUUGGUGCCCUACUGGAAACGCCAAAAGGAACUCAUAGGAGCACCUCCUGAUCAAGAAUGUCUUCUGCAGCUCAAUGUUUGGUUGGUUCACAAGUCCAUCACUUUUCAGACUUGGUUGAAUGAGACGUACCCAUGGAUCAAGUAUUGGUUUGUCCCUGGAAACUGCACA